Messenger RNA from Periophthalmus magnuspinnatus, 4124 nucleotides. Its product is annotated as integrin alpha-D. The record is from RefSeq and is a predicted model, not a curated record. The transcript is spliced from 31 exons. NCBI's taxonomy places the organism in Eukaryota, Metazoa, Chordata, Actinopteri, Gobiiformes, Gobiidae. Gene Ontology annotation, biological process: integrin-mediated signaling pathway; cell-cell adhesion; cell-matrix adhesion. Bases 59 to 3622 code for a protein of 1187 amino acids. Gene Ontology annotation, molecular function: integrin binding. Gene Ontology annotation, cellular component: external side of plasma membrane; integrin complex.
AGGAAACACUAGUCACACAUGUUUAAACCGACCACACAGAGGCAACGCUGGCUCCAAUAUGCAUCAAAAAUGCAAACUUUUCCUCUUCUAUAUGUGCACAACAGUGAGCAUUUCCUUGGCCUUUAAUAUUGACUUGAGGGACCCUGAAGUCUACAAUGGAAGUGCAGAUGAUUUCUUUGGAUUCAAAGUUCUACAGGUUGGAUCCAAGAGCAACAAAGAAAUCGUAGUGACUGCUCCUCUUUAUAACAAUGGAUCUGGUGCAGUUUAUCUCGGAAGACAAAACCACAAAUCUCCAUUCACAGCAAAAGCUGUCACUGUUGGAGCGAAGGAAUUGCCUGUUAAGCACUUUGGGUUGUCAAUAGCAAAGGAUCUCACACAACAUCAGCUUACUGUUUGCAGUCCCAAUGUUGUUGUUAGAUGUAAUGAAAACUCCUACAUGAACAGUGUGUGCUACAAUCUCACUGAACAAUUAGAGGAGCAGUCAGUCUUCAAACCUGCUUUUCAAGAUUGCACCAAAAAGACAGUGGACCUUGCUUUUCUGUUUGAUGGAUCAUUAAGUAUGACAGAGAAAGAGUUUGAAGAAAAUAAGUAUUUCAUUGAGGAUAUCAUGUCAAACCUUAAAAACACUUCUAUAAAGUUUGCAGCGGUGCAAUUUUCAACUGAAGUAAGGACAGUUUUCACUUUUAAUGACUACACAGAAGAUACAGCCAGCACUAAGCUCAAAAAAGAACCACAAUUAAGGAGUCUCACCAACACCCACAAGGCACUGGAUUUUGUUCUAAAGGAGCAUUUAAACAAUACUUCAAGUGGAGCAUCUCUAGAUGCAACCAAAGUGCUGGUUUUAAUCACAGAUGGAGAUCCAAGUGACUCUGAUAGAGCAUAUGGGUCUAUCAUGAAGUAUGACUCAAUGGGCAUAAUUCGAUUGGUGAUUGGAGUGAAAAAAGUGGAUGUAACAAAAUUGAAACUUAUUGCUUCAGAGCCUAAGGACAAUAACACAUUUCACAUUGAGAACUACAAUGGAUUGACUGGGGUGCUGGAAAACUUCCAAAAGAAGAUCUUUCAAACUGAAGGCUCCAAAGCAGCUCUGGCUGGAGACUUGACUGAGGAAAUGUCUCAGACUGGAUUCAGUGCUGUCUAUGGCAAAGAUACUCUGCUCUUGGGCUCGGUGGGCUCACAGACAUGGAGAGGGUCUCUUCAUGAGCUUCAAGGAAAAACUGAGACACAGAUUCAGGAUUCAGAGCAGAAGGAAGACUCUUACAUGGGUUAUUCUGUGUCUGUGGGGGAAAAGAACACGACUGCACUGUAUUUCACUGGAGCUCCGAGAUACCAGCACAUGGGACAAGUUGUGCUUUUUACAUCCACAGCCGGCAAGUGGACUCCUACUCAAAGGAUCAAUGGAGAGCAGCAUGGUUCGUACUUUGGUGCAGAGGUGUGCUCCGUGGAUGUGGACUCUGAUGGAAACACUGACUUCCUGUUUGUGGGAGCUCCCCUGUUUUACCAGACACAUCAUGUGGCGGAGGGCAAGAUCUACAUCUACAAACUGACGCACGAUAUGAAGCUGAUAAAACUACAUAACAUCACUGCACAUGUCAUGGGGCGGUUUGGCACCACUAUCGCCAGUGUGGCUGAUGUGAAUGGGGACGGACUCCGAGACGCAGUUGUUGGGGCCCCACUUGAAAACCAGAAUAGGGGAGCAGUGUAUCUGUACCUCGGGGACAGGACCAGAGGCAUACGGAGCACACACAGCCAGAGGAUCCUGGGGGAGAAUGUACAUCCUAAACUACAGCUCUUUGGCCAGUCCAUAGACGGCAGCAUUGAUGUCGGGAAUGAUGGUCUGCCUGAUCUUCUUAUUGGCUCACGUGGAUCUGCAGUUGUUUUAAAAUCCAAGCCAGUGUUCAACAUUACGACUCAUUUGAUGUUUGACCCUCAUGAAAUCCAUAUUGACAAAAUCAAAUGUCCAAGCAACAAUGAUGACUUUAUACCUCUGGUCACUUUAACAGUCUGCUUUCAAAUGGUAGAGGCAACCAAGAGCUCUGCAGGAGCUGUGAAACCUGGACUGAACAUCUCCUAUUUUCUGGAUGUCGACCCAAUGAGACAAACGUUUAGAGGGUUUUUUAAUUCAACCACAAAAAAGAGAAACCUAACUGAAACUUAUGAGUUGAUAGAUAAAGAAACCUGCUUCAACCACUCUGUUUACAUGCUGAAAUGUGUAACUGAUACAUUGUCACCGAUCGAAAUUCACAUGAACUUUUCACAAAUGGAGAUCGAGAAGGCAGAUGUAGCACUCAACUCUGACAGUGAUAAGGAAACAUCUGUGGAGGUUCCCUUUGAAAAGAGAUGUCGCAAUGACACCUGCAUUGCUGAAAUUGAAGUGGAUUUUGACUUUAUGACUCCAUCUUUAGUUGUGGCAGAUCAUAACUACUUCAAUGUGAGCGUGACUUUGUUCAAUCGAGGUGAAGACUCCUACAACACCAGUCUCACCAUAUACCACUCUCUAGGACUGUCCUUCGCCAGGAUGAGUCUAGCUCAGGAUUCAAAGUCCAAACCACUUUACAGCUGUCGUGACUAUGAAGACAGAACACUGUGUGGCGUCAGUCUUCCUGUUUAUCGCAGCCAAUCACAGGCCAAAUUCAUGAGUGUUUUCCAUGUUAUAAGAGAGUAUGAGUGGAAGGAGUCCUUAUCAGUGAAUAUCACGGGACACAGCGAUAAUCAAAACUCAAGUAAAGGCUUUGUGGUCAAAGACAUCCCAGUUCAAUUUGAAAUUAAAAUGGUACUUUUAGUACAUGAAGACAGCAUCACUUACAUGAACUUUACCACCGAGCAUCCUGCCCCAAGAACAUUGGUUACCAAAUAUACAGUAGAAAAUUAUGGGUGGAGGCAUUUUCCUGUGAAUGUGACUCUAGUUUUUCCCACAAAACUCGAACAUGGCUUUGAAAUGAUGAACUAUAAAGUCUUUAUUGAGCAGAAUACAACUCAGUGCAGAGAAAGUGACCUGGAAUCUCCUUCAUCUCAAAAUAAUUACUGCACUCCAGAGCGAGAAUGCAAGUACAUAGUUUGUGACCCUUUUCUACUGACCAAUGCAUCUGUGGAGUUUGAAUUGUCUGGACAAGUGCAGUUUAAAGACCUCAGUCAACUGGAUGUACCUUUCCUGAAGCGAUACACUGGUGACGGCGACAUGAUUGAGUUUGAAAGUUUUCUAUUUGUUGCAUAUGACACAAAGAAGUAUUCACUGGACUCUUACAAUCAAAAGCGAAAAAGGGAGAGUCCAGAUGACAGCUUCGGGGAGGACAUUGAGCCAGUAGUGAAAUCGAGUGAGGUCCUCAUUGAGCUGAUCGUUUUACCUGACAUGAUGCUCAUCAUUAUGACUGGAUCCAUAGGGGGCCUGUUGUUGAUAAUUCUCAUCACACUCAUCAUGUUUAAAUUGGGAUGCUUUAAGAGAAAACUGCACGACAUGGUCCAAGAGGAGGAUGACGCUGAUGAGACAGGAGUUACAAAUGGAGUGGCUAGUUAUUCCUCUGAAACAGAGGACAAAGAGGACAAAGAAGACAAAGAUGAACCGGAAGAGGACAAGGAGCUUUUGGAAAAAAAGGAGAUGUCCUCGAUCCCAACAACUGAUGUGUAAAGACUGGACAGGAGUGUGACAAACAACUUGGGAGGAAAGUUACCUUUGGACAUGAUUUUCCCUCAAACUUACAAAGCUACAACGGCAAUCUAAGUGUCAAUAAAGCUGUCCAGUGUAGUGCCAAGUUCUGAAUUACUCAAAAAAGAAAAGUGUAAAAAUAUGUUAUCUGUUUUGGUGAGGUUAACAGAAUUAUACUCUUUUCUUUAAAUGAAAAGUCUUGGCUGCUAUAAUUGCUAUAUUGUAAUACUGAGAUUUAAAAUGUGUCAAAACAGUCUUUUCUUCAGGUUGUCUGCACUGAAAUUGAGCAAAGGAUCAUUAAUGUAUUUCCUUUAGCUUUUUGUUUGUUAUGUAACAAAACAAUGCUUUUAAGCAAAAGAGCCUAUGACAUUUUACAUGGAAAAAGGAACUUGACAAAGCUUGACAAUCAUGUUUAGAAGAUUAACCAUGCAAGUUAUUCAAUUCAAUGACAGCUAGGGGCACUACCACUUAACAAUAAAACCUG